UGCUUUUGUCUCAUAUAGAUAAGUAGGUGUGAGUUGUGACAGAACUUGUGCUUCAACUUUUUGCAAAUAUUUUUUGAAAUGCAUAGAAGAGCGUAAAAAUGUAGUUAUUUUUUAAACACUUGAUUAACUACACAAAUAUAUAAAGAUUACAAGUAAAGUUUCUGUUUUGUUUAAAACAAAGAAAUCUUGAAAUUGAGAUACAUUCGGAACGUGAACUGAUUUCGUCAAUAACGAAACCAUAAUAAAACCUCAAAAUAUAGGAUUUUACAUCGAGAGUAACGUAUUAGCAGCGCGAUGUCUUCUACGAAAGCGCAAAAUACUAAAAAUGACAUGACGGCAGAAGAACGGCAGAAGACAGAGCCAAAAAAAGUGUCCAAUGACGAAGUACCCGUAACUUCGUCCAUAGUACUGGAAGAAGAAGAAGAUCCUUGUGCUCCGAAAAUCAAAGUGGACGAUGAGCCGAUAGUCAUUCGAACUCCUGGAUUAGAUCCUCGAUUUCAGCAGCAAAACCAAACGUUGCGCUGCUACGUGAUGUACACGGAUUUCUAUCAAUGCGAGCACUUGCUCGGCGAAGGUGCAGAGGCCUGCACCUGGUUCAAGGACGUCUUCACCUCGAUAUGUCCUCAAGCCUGGGUCGAACGCUGGGACGACUUCCGGAGCGAGAACCGCAUGCCUUGGCACAAGCGCAAUCACAUUUUCCCCGAUGCUCCAUACGGCAAACGAUCAUGAAUUUGUUGGUGUUACAAAUCUUUCGCGUUAAUUUAUAACCAUUGAUCUUUUCAGAAGACGAAUAAAAUUCCAAGUUGCUUUAAAUUUA
Messenger RNA from Nasonia vitripennis (jewel wasp), 817 nucleotides. RefSeq names its product cytochrome c oxidase subunit 6B-like. The transcript is spliced from 2 exons. Gene Ontology annotation, cellular component: mitochondrion; respiratory chain complex IV. NCBI's taxonomy places the organism in Eukaryota, Metazoa, Arthropoda, Insecta, Hymenoptera, Pteromalidae. Bases 295 to 729 code for a protein of 144 amino acids. The record is from RefSeq and is a predicted model, not a curated record.